This is a messenger RNA of Pseudoliparis swirei, 2036 nucleotides long. Its product is annotated as solute carrier family 2, facilitated glucose transporter member 6-like. Gene Ontology annotation, cellular component: membrane. Lineage: Eukaryota; Metazoa; Chordata; Actinopteri; Perciformes; Liparidae. Gene Ontology annotation, biological process: transmembrane transport. Gene Ontology annotation, molecular function: transmembrane transporter activity. The record is from RefSeq and is a predicted model, not a curated record.
UAUUACUGUUUAAAAGAAAAUAGUAUUUUUAUUAAACCGGCUUGCUUUGAUUUUUCUAAUCACUUUUGUAGGAAACUUGGUCUGUUUUUCAUAUUUUCGACCACAUUUCUUCUGAUAUCGGUGAUAUUUCCUUCCUGUGUGAGGAGAACUAACUGAUCCUGAAACAGAUUGAUAACCGUCUGCAGACAUGGAAGAAGAGACUCCACUGCUGAUCAAAAGACAUGAAUCCAAGAUCAAUAACUCGCGGCUGUUCCUGGCGGUCUUCUCCGCCGUCCUGGGGAACUUCAGCUUCGGUUACUCUCUGGUCUACUCGUCCCCGGUGCUGCCGCAGCUCAUGGGCCCCGACGCCGACCCUCGGCUCCGGUUGGGCACGGUUCAGGCCGCCUGGUUCGGCUCCAUCUACCCGCUGGGCGCCGCGGCCGGCGGGCUGGGGGCCAUGCUGCUCAACGACCUGAUUGGACGCAAGCUGAGCAUCAUGAUGUCAGCGCUGCCGUCGAGUAUCGGAUACUUGCUGAUGGGGGGGGCUGCCGACAUAUGGAUGCUCCUCGGGGGGCGUUUCCUCACAGGCGUUGCCGGGGGGAUGACCGCAGCAUCCAUUCCUGUUUACAUCUCAGAGAUCUCCCACAAAGACGUGAGAGGAACUUUGGGCUCCUGCCCUCAGAUCACGGCAGUGUUUGGGGCGCUGGCGCUCUACGCCCUGGGUCCGGUGGUGCCGUGGCGGUGGCUGGCGGUGGUGGGGGAGGUGCCCGCCCUGCUGAUGGUCGUGCUGCUGGCGUUCAUGCCCAGCUCCCCCAGGAGGCUGCUGGCUCUGGGCAGAGAGCAGCAGGCCGAGAGGGCCCUCCGCUGGCUGAGGGGGAAACACUACGACACCGACGUGGAGCUCAGCGCCAUACAGCGCAGCAUCAACACGCAGGGUAAAGUCACGUGGUCGCAGCUGGCCACGCCCAUCUACUACAAACCGAUCCUCAUCUCAGUGGUGAUGCGUUUCCUGCAGCAGAUGACGGGCAUCACGCCCACCCUGGUCUACCUGGAGACCAUCUUCUCCAAAAGCAACGUCUCCCUGGCGCCCAGUUACGACGCCAUCAUUGUGGGCGCCGUCCGCCUCUUCUCGGUUGCCGUGGCAGCCAGUUUGAUGGACAGGGCCGGACGCAAAGCCCUGCUGUACGUGUCCAGCCUGCUGAUGUUCCUGUCCGCUCUGACUCUCACCAUGAUCUCCCACACCACAGCUUGCCCUCCGGGCCCCGCCCCUCCUAACCUCACCGUGGGUUUGGACUACAGCUCCCACAAUGCCUUUGGAGACACUUUGGCUGCCGGUCCCCAAACCGCAGCAGGCCAUCCUCUCAUCAGCACCAUGGUGUUCAUAUUCGGAUACGCCAUGGGAUGGGGCCCAAUCACGUGGCUGCUCAUGUCCGAGGUGUUGCCGCUGGUUGCCAGGGGCGUGGCCUCGGGUCUGUGUGUGACAGUCAGCUGGCUGACGGCCUUUGCGCUCACGCAGGCCUUCACGCACCUGGUGGACAGGUACGGCCUGUACCUGCCCUACCUGUGCUCCACGGUGGUGUGCGUGCUCUGCCUGCUGUUCAGCGCCGUGUGCGUGCCGGAGACUCGCGGCCGCUCGCUGGAAGAGAUCGAGAACUAUUUCAGGACGGGCCGAACGUUCACCAUCGGCAGGAGUCGGUCCACCGCGCAGUGAAACCGAAGCGUGGAGCUCAAAUAUACCUCAGAAACACGGCUACUGCAGUGUUUAUGUUUGUAUUAUUAUGUAAUAUAAUCAAUAUUAAAGGUCUAAGUAGCAUCUGAAAAAUGGACAACUAGAAUAAUGACAUGAUCACUGAUUGUAAAAAGCAAUAAUAAUGUCCCAUUAAUACAUAAUUAUACAACACUAACACACAAUGUACCAACAGGAGAAGAUUUUUCUGUUAAUAAGAACACAUUUCCUCUUUAAAUACAUUUUAAUGUUCCAUGUGCUGACAAUCCUAUGUAUUCCUUUGAUCCAUGUUGUAUUCAUACAUGUAACAUUAAAUUCACUUGAGUGCUGA